GAAGAUUCAGAUCCUAUACUUUCUCCACCGGAUCUCGAAAUCGGAGACGAUGGCCGCCGACGGGAUAUUUCGCAGCAUCUUCGAAGGAUGUAUCUCAGGCCUCGAUUCCGCCAUCGAGAGACGUCCUUACCACAAAAACUGCGGAUGUGCGCUACACGAUAAAUCAAGCGGCGGCGUUGGAAAAAAUCAAAAUCAGAAACGGCCGCCGUCUUGUCGCCGACACGGAAGCUCAGAGAGCAUAUCGUUCCCGAUCCGAAGAUCUUGGAGCGAAGGAAACAUCAUGGCUCUGAAUAUGUUUCCUUCAUCGUCGUCUUCGUCUAAUCUCCAAUCGCUUUCGUCUUCCUCUUCUCUAUCAAAUCUGGCGUCCGAUUUACCGGUGGACGAAGCUGCGACGGAGGUUCCGAGUAGAUCUAAUCAACAACAGCUGCGAUGGACGAUUGACGAAGAUGAUUGAUUGAUUGAAUGAUUGAUGAUGAUGAUCAAUUCCAGGUUGUUUUGUUGUUAAUUUUUUUUGCUAAUCUACGUUGGGUUUAAUUAAUUUCCUUAAUAAUUUGUAUUUGAGGACAAAAAUAAACACAAUUAUGAUUUGUCGUUUUGUAUUAUUUUUUUUUCAUUUUUGGGAAAGAAACUAAAAUGUUUGAGGGGUUGUUUACAAUUGGAAUUUUGAAUAUGAUUAGCUUGUGGAGAGGUUAGUUAAUUUGUUCUUCUUUAUGAUUGUAGAGAGAGUAAAAGUAAUUUAGGAAUCUUUGUUAGAUCUUUGGCAAUAAAGCAUCUCUCGUUGUA
Camelina sativa (false flax) is the source of this 783-nucleotide messenger RNA. RefSeq lists its product as uncharacterized. The record is from RefSeq and is a predicted model, not a curated record. Lineage: Eukaryota; Viridiplantae; Streptophyta; Magnoliopsida; Brassicales; Brassicaceae.